AUCGUCACGUUGGAACAAGACCUGCCUGCCUGCUGAAGAAGAAGAUGGAUGCAACAGAACACAUCUUGCUUCAGCAGAGACGAUGGAGUCAAUCUAUCAAUCAUUUUGCCACAACUGUUGAGCACAUUGCUACAGUACAUCUCGAGCAUGGCUGGGGACGCCGUGUCCGAGAUGAUGAGGGCAUCUCCGCAGCCCCAAGACCAGGACCAAGACCAAUCAGCACAGAUGCCGUUUGAAAGGUGGUAUCGUUGAUCGCCAAGGGCAUUCCCUGUUGCGAGGUACCCGACGCCUCAUCAUGCACCGUCGGGGAGUUCGCUCACUGCAGAUCGGCCUUACUUGUGUUAGUGUCCAAGGUCUGGUACUACCUACCGUUCCUGCCUCUCUCCAUGGACGGAUGCUUUACUCCAGCCGUUUCUUUUAUUUCUUUUACUUUGAGUGAUUAUUCUCGUCAUUCUCUUCUCUUCCUCCACUGUAGUAUUCUACGAAAUUUCUGCUUGCAUUGAGUAUUACCAUCAGCGAUAGCGCAUCAUCAUCAUGGACAAGACAUCUACGCUAGAAGACUCGGAACCUCAAACCUCCCGCACGCCAAGCAGACGGCCCUGGCUCGCAUCAGCCUUUGGAGGGCCCAACGUCACAAUUGGCCCGCGAAUCGAACCCCUCGCCGAGCACUUGGCGCAUGUAUCCGAAAGCGAUAGCACCGCAGCUGAAGAUCUCGUCGACAAGCAAGUCGCUUCCGAAGCGGGAAAUGCUAUUCAGUACAGGACAUGUUCUUGGCAAAAGACUGCAGGGCUUCUCUUUAGCGAGUACAUUGUGCUCUCUAUUAUGAGCUUCCCAUGGUCGUAUAGUCUUCUGGGUCUAGUGCCUGGGUUGAUCCUGACGGCUGUCAUCGCUGGGCUUGUUCUGUACACGAGUCUUGUGCUCUGGGAGUUUUGUCUGCGGCAUCCGGAGGUUAGAGAUGUGUGCGACAUUGGGCAGAUGAUCUGGUGGAAUAAGAGAUGGGCGUGGUGGUGGACAGCUGUUAUGUUUGUCCUGAACAAUACCUUUAUUCAAGCUCUGCAUGUAUUGGUCGGUGCAAUCUACCUCAACACAAUGACCGAGGCCGACUCCAUAUCAGGCUGCAGAACCGUUGCAUUCGCUGCAGUAGUCACGGUGAUCAGUUGGAUCGGGUCGCUUCCUCGCACUUUCAGCAUGCUGUCAAAGCUUGGCUUUGCCUCGACAUUCUUUACGUUCAUUUCUGUCAUCUUGGCAACGGCAUUUGCAGGCGCUCAGGGUAAUCCCGCUGGUUAUCCUGAGAUGGGCGAACCCAUAAUCUCAAUCUGGACACCAAAGACAACGACGCUUGUUACUGGCAUGUCGGCUUUCAUGAAUAUGAGUUACACAUUCAUCGGUCAGACCACGAUCCCUAGCUUUAUUGCUGAGAUGCGUGAUCCGAGAGAUUUCCCCAAGGCAUUGUGGGCUUGCACCAUGGCCGAGAUUGUUACAUUCAGCGUUGUCGGGUCUGUCAUCUACGUUUACACAGGCAACCAGUACAUGGUCACACCAGCAUUCGGCGUCCUCACUGAUACCUACAAGAAAGUCUCGUAUUCUUUCAUGGUUCCGACUAUUAUCUUUGUCGGAUGCUUGUAUGCAAGUGUCACAGGCCGAUUUGUCUUCUUCAGAAUGUUCAAGGACUCAGAGCAUCUUACAUCGCACACAUUCAAGGGCUGGUUCUGGUGGGGACUGGUGUUGCUGAUCAGCUGGGCCGCCUCUUUCUUUAUUGCUGAGAUCAUUCCAUUCUUCUCUUCGUUGUUGUCAGUCAUGUCGUCGCUGUUCAACUGCUGGUUCGGCUUCAUCUUCUGGGCUCUGGCUUACUUCCGCAUGCGCAAUGCAGAUCGCAAGUUCGGGAGGAAGCGAAAUCCCGUCCUUGACGCUCUUUCAGUAGCGCUAAACGUGGUGAUCAUGUUGACUGGUGCUUUGUACCUCACGCUGGGAACAUACGUUAGUGUGCAGGGUAUCAUAGAUCAGUUCCGUGCAGGGCAAGUGAGCAGUGUCUUUUCAUGCAAGAGUAAUGGGCUUUGAGGGAAAUCGGAGUAUUAUUCUGGCGCUUUGGUUUAGUUUAGCACUUAUAGACAAUAGACGGGCAUAGGAUGAUGACGACAGGUGAUUGUUGACAGUAAAGGACUCGUCCCGUAUGGCUGCUAUGCCGCUCUUGCCGGUUCCACACUGGCCAAUUUUCUUCAUAAGAGACGAC
Messenger RNA from Fusarium verticillioides 7600, 2230 nucleotides. RefSeq lists its product as hypothetical. Gene Ontology annotation, cellular component: vacuolar membrane. Gene Ontology annotation, biological process: amino acid transmembrane transport. Lineage: Eukaryota; Fungi; Ascomycota; Sordariomycetes; Hypocreales; Nectriaceae. The coding region runs from base 535 to 2058 and encodes 507 amino acids. The transcript is spliced from 3 exons. Gene Ontology annotation, molecular function: amino acid transmembrane transporter activity. The record is from RefSeq and is a predicted model, not a curated record.